Molecule: messenger RNA, 1637 nt
Organism: Argentina anserina (silverweed cinquefoil)
Lineage: Eukaryota; Viridiplantae; Streptophyta; Magnoliopsida; Rosales; Rosaceae
Exons: 6
Coding region: 160-1401 (413 amino acids)
Cellular component (GO): cytoplasm
Molecular function (GO): ubiquitin protein ligase activity; zinc ion binding
Source: RefSeq, a predicted model, not a curated record
CAUAUAAAAUCUCAACCCCUCUCUCUCUCUCUCUCUCUCUCUCUCUUCCAAACCCUCUCCUUCUUCUGCUUCAAUCCCACACCUGCUAUCCGCAUUCUCUCCAAUUCGAGUGCCCUAGACUCACUUCACUCUCAAAGUUUUGCGAUUGUGGUGGUGAAGAUGGACCCUGCGUUUGAGGACGAGGCCCAGGACGGUGAGACUGUUACAAUCGAAGAGUAUCUCAAGGAUGUUGAGGACCAGGAACUGGAAGCUGAUAUGGUUUUGGGGGGCGAUGAAGGCAAGGAGUGCACCUAUAAUAAUGGGUAUAUGAAGAGGCAAGCAAUUUUCUCAUGCUUGACUUGCACCCCUGAUGGUAAUGCUGGAGUAUGCACAGCUUGCAGCUUAUCUUGUCAUGAUGGCCAUGAGAUUGUGGAACUAUGGACCAAGAGAAAUUUCAAAUGUGAUUGUGGAAAUUCAAAAUUUGGAGAGUUUUACUGCAAACUUUUCUCAAGUAAAGAUAUCGAAAAUGUUGAGAACUCAUACAAUCAUAACUUCAAAGGUUCCUACUGUACAUGUGGCCGUCCUUAUCCUGAUCCAGACUUGGAAGAACAAGUAGAGAUGAUACAGUGCUGCUUCUGUGAGGACUGGUUCCAUGAGGAACAUAUCGGUCUUGAUUCAUCUGAUGAGAUUCCAAGAGACGGAGAAGGUGAACCUCUGUAUGAGGAUUUCAUAUGCGCAGCAUGCUCAAAAGUUUGCUCUUUUUUAAGGUUAUAUACUCAAAUUAUCUUGGAAGCAAGGAGCCAAAAGAAUGCUUCUCUCAAGGCUGGAAAAGAUAAAGAAGUUAUUGCAGAAGAAGCACCUUUAGCCUGUGGAUCCGGAAAGCUAGAAAAUAUAUCUCAGAGUUCUACUACCAAUUCUGAAUCUGUGACUGGAUGUGAACUUUCAAUUCUUAGAGAAAAUUCUGGGAAGAAAAUAUGUCCAGAGCAAUGCGCUGCACAUGCUGAUACACAUGCUACUUGUAUUAUUGGAGUUGAUCUGGCAACUGCUUCCCCUGUUUCAGAGAAUAAGCCAAUGUUCCUUUCAAAAAACUGGCGGAGUGCUCUGUGCAGUUGUGACAAAUGCAGUGAAUACUAUAAACAGAAGCAUAUUAGUUUUCUAAUUGACAAGGAGGAUUCAAUCAUUGAAUAUGAGAAAAUGGCUAAGCAGAAGAGAGAAGAGAAGUUGCAGCAACGUGACGGGGCAGAGUUAAGUAUGCUGGAUAACCUUGGCCAUGUAGAGAAAAUCGAGAUUCUGAAUGGUAUUGCGGACAUAAAAAAUGAGCUUUGCUCUUUCCUGGGAUCUUUUGAUUCAUCGAAGGCAAUCACAUCUGCUGAUGUUCAUCAAAUUUUUGAGAAUCUAAAGAAACGCAGGCGUGUUGAGUGAGUUAUUUCUGGAUCUUUGAUGCAGUUGCACGCAUGUAAUAAUAUUAACGUUCUGUUUCUGCAUUUGGAGUUGAGUCAGGUUUCAGUACCAUUAUAAAACGUCUCUGCUUAUCAUGGUCUGUUUUAUGUUAGAAUGCUCUACUAGUAUCUGUGUUAUUUAUUGGCAGACUUACCUUAGUCGAAUACAUUAUAAUUUUAAUUUUAAUUUCCUCCAAAUAUCUUCAUGACACGAAAUCA